UCCAAAUUCCAAAAUCCAGGUGGGUGAGGCAAAUACUCGUGGCUCGUGUAAAGCACAAGCCAAUCUUGUCUUUGCUGUUGGCCAUGUUUCUGAACCUUUUCUCUCACUGACUAACUUGGAGUUCCUCAUCAGAUCAGAGUUUCUUCUUCUUCUCUCUCUCUCUCUCUCUCUCUCUCUCUCUCUGUCUCUGUCUCCUCUGAUACUCACAGAAACACAUGGUAACCACUAACCAACAAGAAAAAGCUGCAUAAACCCUAGGACCCAGAUUAAGCUCUGGUAGUUAAGGUUAAUGUGUUAGAGAGACAGAAUCAAGAAUAAGUUCAAUGGAUCAAUGGAAGACAGACAACAAUAAUUUAACAGCAGAAUUAGCCCCUUCCACCUCUGCACCCUCCAAUCCCAGACAAAGUGUUGAUGUGGAAAUUAAGGAUCCAGUUGCUGCAAGGAAAGUUCAGAAGGCUGACCGUGAAAAGCUGAGGAGGGAUCGAUUAAAUGAGCAAUUUCUCGAGCUUGGGAACACAUUAGAUCCAGAUAGGCCCAAGAAUGACAAAGCAACCAUCCUUAAUGACACAAUCCAAAUGCUGAAGGAUUUAACUGGUGAAGUCAACAGACUAAAGGUUGAAUAUGCAGCACUUACUGAAGAAUCACGUGAGUUAACACAGGAGAAGACUGAGCUUAGAGAAGAGAAGGCAUCAUUAAAAUCUGAUAUUGAAAAUCUAAAUGUUCAGUAUCAGCAAAGACUCAGGGUUAUGUUCCCAUGGGCUGCCAUGGAUCCUUCUGUUGUUAUGGGUCCACCAUACUCAUACCCAGUUCCGGUACCUGUCCCUUCGGGCCCAAUCCCUAUGCAUCCAUCUCUGCAGCCAUUUCCCUUCUUUGGAAAUCACACUACUGGUGGCAUUGCUAAUCCCUGUUCAACUUUCAUCCCUUAUCCAACUCCUCCCAACCCUCCAGUGGAGCAGCCGUCGGCCCAAUAUGCAUCCACUUCGCAGAUUUCAAGCAAACAAGAUUCCAAAAGCAAGUCAUCAGAUCAUCAAAGGGGUAGCAAUGUGGAAAGAUGUGACGAUUCUAACGAUGUGGCAACAGAACUUGAACUGAAGAUGCCUGGAUCAUCAGUGCAGCAGGAUUUGUCUUCUGAAGGAAGGAAGGGCAAGCAAUCACAGAGGAAGGAAAGAAGUGCUACUGAAAUUAGUUCUUCAAGCAGGUAUUCUUCAUCUCAAGGUCAUCAAGAGAGCUCCUCUAACAGCGUAGGUGACAUGCCAAAGUCCAAAAACUGAUAAUAUUCUGGUUGCCUGUAUCUGUUGACUGUACCAAACUUCUAACCUAGUUACCUCUCAAGUUAAGGUGUGACCGCCAUGACACCCUGAUAAUAACGUCCAGUCUGACUUUCAGGUGGCUUAAGGCCUUGAUAUAUCUUCUAACUGAAUCUCCAGUAUGAAAACAAGGGUGUUUUUUAUUGGCUAGUUAGGAAUAAUUGUAAUUGGGACCCUGCUGCAUGGUUCUCCCUGCACUAGGAGGACCUGGAGGCUCUGGUUGGGGGAUGCUGCAAUUAAAUUGAACUAUCCCAAAAACCUGUAAUCUGUUUCAGGGCUGACUCAGAGAAUGCCUUGAACAUGUUUUUAGACUUUGUAGGCUUGAGAAUGUAGUUGUAAUGACUAGUUAUUGCUUAGAGUUUGUAAUUAUAUGUACCAUGUGCCUACUUAUCAAAAAAAAAAAAAAAUAUAUAUAUAUAUAUAUUUAUAUGUACCAUGUGCCUAACUCUUUGAUCUGUUAACACGUUUACAUGUAAAUGGCUAAUUGGCACUUUGGUUUUGUUAUCUA
Molecule: messenger RNA, 1815 nt
Organism: Quercus robur (English oak)
Lineage: Eukaryota; Viridiplantae; Streptophyta; Magnoliopsida; Fagales; Fagaceae
Product: transcription factor bHLH121-like
Exons: 5
Coding region: 324-1271 (315 amino acids)
Biological process (GO): intracellular iron ion homeostasis
Molecular function (GO): protein dimerization activity; DNA-binding transcription factor activity
Source: RefSeq, a predicted model, not a curated record